Triplophysa dalaica is the source of this 4963-nucleotide messenger RNA. RefSeq names its product ATP-binding cassette, sub-family C (CFTR/MRP), member 8b (gene abcc8b). NCBI's taxonomy places the organism in Eukaryota, Metazoa, Chordata, Actinopteri, Cypriniformes, Nemacheilidae. Gene Ontology annotation, molecular function: ABC-type transporter activity; ATP binding; ATP hydrolysis activity. The record is from RefSeq and is a predicted model, not a curated record. Gene Ontology annotation, cellular component: membrane. Gene Ontology annotation, biological process: transmembrane transport; potassium ion transport. The transcript has 42 exons.
AUGCAGAGCGCUCUGUCCACAAUGAAUGUGGGAAAAGCGAAAUCUCUUUUCAAAAUGAUGCGAGGAUACAGACCGUCUCCCGUCUCCAACAGCACUCUGUCCUUCUGUGGCACUGAUAACUCCUCAGCGUAUAAAGUUGAUAAUGGUCUACUGAAUAACGGCUGCUUUUUGGAUGCUCUAGGCGUCGUUCCACAUGUUUUCUUACUGUUUAGCACCUUCCCCAUCCUCUUCAUAGGUUGGGGUAGUCAGAGCUCUAAGGUUCACAUUCACCAUAGUACAUGGCUUCAUUUCCCAGGACAUAACUUCCGCUGGCUUCUCACAACCAUUCUGUUGUUCGUGCUGGUGUGUGAGAUCGCUGAAGGAAUCGUCUCAGAUGGGUUCAAUCAGUCCCGUCAUCUCCAUCUCUACAUGCCAGCGGGGCUUGGAAUACUGGCUGCCAUAACAUCGAUUGUCUAUUACCAUAACAUAGAGACAUCCAACUUUCCCAAGCUGCUUAUAGCAUUGCUGAUCUACUGGAUCUUGGCCUUUGUCACCAAAACUAUCAAGAUCAUAAAGUAUGAUGAUCACGGUAUCGGCCUGAGGCAUAUACGCUUCUGUAUCACAGGACUGCUUGUGCUCAUCUACGGGCUGCUGCUGGGCGUAGAAGUCAACGUUAUAUUGCGGAGGUCCACAAAGGUGAAGCCUCCAGAUGAUCUUCAAGAUCUUGGCGUUCAAUUUCUGCAGCCAUUUGUGAACCUGCUGUCUAAAAGCACAUAUUGGUGGAUGAACACCUUUAUCACCUCUGCACAUCAGCGUCCCAUUGACUUGAAGACCAUCGGCAAGCUGCCCAUAUCCAUGAGGGCCCUUACAAACUACCAGAAGCUCCGCAAGGCUUUCGACACUCAAACGGAGAUUUGCCCCGUCCCGCUGAAAGGGUCGAGGUGGAUCUGGCAUGCUCUCCGUCAGGCAUUCGGAGGACCGCUGGUGCUGAGCAUUACUUUCCGCUUCAUGGCUGAUCUGCUGGGUUUUGCUGGUCCUCUCUGCAUCUCUGGGAUUGUUCAUCAUAUCAGCAGUGAUAACCACACCGCACUGCCCUCGGUCAAGUUUCUUGGAGUGCACUUUAUUUCCUCAGAAGCAUUCUUAGCCAACGCAUAUGUUCUAGUUGUGCUGCUUUUCUUGGCUCUACUGCUGCAAAGGACCUUUCUACAGGCAUCUUAUUAUGUUGCUAUAGAGACUGGAAUAAAGCUCAGAGCGGCCAUACAGACUAAGAUUUAUAAUAAGAUCAUGCGUCUGUGCACGUCAAACAUGUCUAUGGGUGACAUGACAACAGCUCAGAUCUGCAGCCUGGUGGCCCGUGACACAAACCACCUCAUGUGGUUCUUCUUUCUCUGUCCAAAUCUGUGGGCCAUGCCAAUUCAGAUUGUCAUUGGAGUUUUACUCCUGUAUUAUCUGCUGGGAGUAAGCGCUCUAAUUGGUGCGACUGUCAUCGUUGUUCUGGCUCCUCUGCAGUAUUUUGUGGCCACUCGACUCUCACGCGCACAGAAGAGUACUCUGGAGCACACCAGUGAAAGACUAAAGAAAACCAAUGAGCUGCUGAGGGGAAUCAAACUCUUGAAGCUAUACGCAUGGGAGCACAUCUUUAGAUCGAGUGUGGAGGAGACACGCACGAGAGAACUGACCAACCUCAGAACAUUCGCACUGUAUACCUCCAUCUCUAUUUUCAUGAAUGCUGCCGUUCCAAUUGCUGCUGUUCUCACAAUAUUUGUGGUUCAUGUGCACGUGCACAGUUCUACAGACUUCGAUCUGUCUCCCGCUGUGGCUUUCGGGACCCUUUCGCUCUUCCACAUCCUGGUUACGCCCCUCUUCCUGCUUUCCAGUGUCUUACACUCCACGGUCAAGGCUCUUGUUAGCGUGCAGAAGCUUAGUGAAUUUCUUGGCAGCCCAGAGAUUGAAAUCGAUCACGUUCCCAAAGCCCAAAGUCCAGUGAACAACAACGCCAAUAUAAAGUCUGUUUAUGCGUUACAGCUUCAGGCCAAUCUGGUGAAUCGUAAGAAUAAAGCCAAACAGGACGUUAACAGAAACUUUAGGCAAGAAGAGCAGGAACUGAGACAGACUUCCUCCCAAGAGGACGAAGUCUGUAUGAAGAUUGUAAACGGCUGCUUCGCAUGGACACAGGGAUGCCCGACUCUAAGCAAUAUUGACAUUAAAGUUCCCUUCGGUCAGCUGACCGUGAUUGUUGGGCAAGUAGGAAGUGGAAAAUCAUCCCUGUUGCUGGCGGCACUUGGAGAAAUGCAGAAGAUCUCUGGAAGCAUCACAUGGAACAGUUUGCCCAAGACUGAUUCAGAAGACAACGUGAGAGCACACACUAUGAAUGGACGACCCACGAAGAGAGGUUCCGUCGCCUACGUUUCCCAGAGGCCUUGGCUCUUAAAUGCCACAGUUGAGGAGAACAUCCUGUUUGACUCGGCUCCCAAUGAGAAGAGAUAUAAAGAAUUGAUCGAGGUCUGUCAGCUACAGCCAGAUAUUGAUACACUACCACAGGGUGACCAAACAGUGAUCGGAGAAAGGGUACGUCUGGAACCAUAUCACCUUAUGAAAUAAGGCAUCAUUCUCUCUGGAGGCCAGCGCCAGCGAAUCAGCAUAGCUCGAGCUCUGUAUCAGCACACAAAUGUAGUUUUCCUGGAUGACCCAUUUUCUGCUCUGGACAUUCAUCUCAGUGAUCACCUCAUGCAUGAAGGAAUUCUCAAGUUUCUUCGGCAAGAAAAGAGGACGGUUGUGCUGGUUACUCACAAACUGCAGUACUUACCUAACGCAGACUGGAUUAUAGCCAUGCGAGAUGGGACGGUGCAGACACAAGGGAGCUUAAAGGACAUCCAGGUUUCCGAGCCUGAACUGUUUGAACAGUGGAGAACGCUUAUGAACAGACAGAACAAAGAAAACAGCACAGAACUGAAGAGAAAGAGUUUCAGGAGGGCCAUGUACUCUACAGAUACUCUGGCCACGGAGGAUGAAGAUGAAGCUGCUGAUGUUACUGUUAGUGAAGUGAAAGAAGGAUCUACUACAACAGACGAGGAGAGCCUCAGUGCGGAGCUCCGUCUUAGGACCACUAUUCCCUGGAGCUCAUUUGCCACGUACCUGAGGGCUGCCGGUCUGCUAUUGCUUCUUCUGUUAGUUCUCUCUCAGCUGACCAAACACUCCCUCAUGGUCGCCAUAGAUUUCUGGCUGGCUCACUGGACUUCACAAGUCAUAGCAGCACAGAUCGAAAGUGUGGAUCGGAACUGUACUGUUACACAGGACUGUGAGUUCAGUCACUCCUCAUACCUUCAGGUGUUUUGUGUGUUGUGUGCUUUGGGUAUCGUCCUGUGUCUUAUCACGUCUCUGGCAGUGGAGCGGACGGGCCUGCGGGCGGCCAGAGAACUUCACUGCAGCCUCCUGCGCAUCAUCGUCCUUGCACCCAUGAGGUUAUUUGAGACGACUCCUCUGGGGAACAUUCUGAACAGGUUCUCAACAGACACCAACACAAUUGAUCAGCAUAUUCCAGUCACCAUGGAGUGUUUGAGUCGCUCCUCACUGCUGUGUUUGUCUGCAGUGGGUGUGAUCGCUUAUGUCACGCCUGAAUUUCUCAUUGCUCUGCUUCCAUUGGCUAUCGCCUGUUACUUCAUUCAGAAGUAUUUCAGGGUGGCAUCCAGAGAUCUGCAGCAGCUGGAGGACAGCACUGAAAUGCCUCUACUGUCUCAUUUCUCACAGACCGUAGAGGGACUUACCACCAUCAGAGCUUUUAGGCAUGAGCAGAGGUUCAAGAAGAAACUGCUUGAAUACACGGAUGCAAAUAAUAUUUCCUCCCUCUUCCUCAUGGCAGCCAAUCGCUGGCUGGAGGUUCGCAUGGAGUACAUUGGGGCAUUUGUUGUUCUCAUAGCCGCUGUGGCCUCAAUAAGCAAUGCAUUAUACAGACAGCUUUCAGCAGGACUGGUCGGGCUGGGGCUCACAUACGCGCUCAUGGUGUCAAACUACCUCAACUGGAUCGUGCGUAAUCUGGCAGACAUGGAGGUUCAGCUGGGCUGUGUGAAGAGAGUCAACAGUCUGUUACACACACAGCCAGAGAACUACGAUGGACUCAUGACUCCAGCUCAGAUUCCUGCAGGUUGGCCGAAAUACGGAGAGAUCCAGAUCAAGAAUCUGAGCGUGCGCUACGAUAGCACCUUAAAACCUGUUCUAAGACACGUCAAUGCUCACAUUAAACCAGGACAGAAGGUGGGAAUAUGCGGGAGGACGGGAAGUGGAAAGUCAUCCUUUUCUUUGGCACUCUUCAGAAUGCUGGACACGUUUGAGGGGCAAAUUAUCAUAGAUGGUAUUGAUAUCGCCAAGCUGCCUCUUCAAACUCUCCGAUCAAAGUUUUCCAUCAUUCUGCAGGAUCCGGUUUUGUUCAGUGGAACGAUUCGGUUUAAUCUGGAUCCUGAGAAAAAGGCCACAGAUCAAAUGCUUUGGGAAGCUCUUGAAAUUGCUCAGCUUUUGUCUGUUGUUAAAGCUUUACACGGUGGUUUAGAUGCCAUGGUCACAGAGGGAGGAGAGAAUUUCAGCCAGGGGCAGAGACAGCUGUUCUGUCUGGCCCGAGCUUUCGUGAGAAAGAGCAGCAUUCUCAUAAUGGAUGAAGCAACAGCAUCUAUUGAUAUGGCCACGGAAAGUAUUUUGCAGAAAGUGGUCAUGACGGCUUUUGCAGAUCGAACAGUGGUCACAAUAGCACAUCGUGUUCACACCAUCCUGGGCUCAGACGUGGUGAUCGUGAUGAAGCACGGUGGCAUUCUCGAAUAUGACGAGCCAGACGUCCUAUUGGAGCAGAAGGACAGCGUUUUCUCUGCAUUUGUCCGAGCAGACAAAUAGGAUACAUGUUUGGAUAGUGACAUUAGGUGUGGUUUAUACUGUAUGGCUUGUAUAAUAUUUGUAUAAUAAAUGUAAUGUAAAAUAAUAAUCAAAUUAUAUGAAAAUG